Messenger RNA from Danio rerio (zebrafish), 939 nucleotides. RefSeq names its product 6-pyruvoyltetrahydropterin synthase (gene pts). Gene Ontology annotation, biological process: tetrahydrobiopterin biosynthetic process. NCBI's taxonomy places the organism in Eukaryota, Metazoa, Chordata, Actinopteri, Cypriniformes, Danionidae. Gene Ontology annotation, molecular function: 6-pyruvoyltetrahydropterin synthase activity. The record is from RefSeq and is marked provisional.
AGCACAAAUCAUCAGAAAUCAUAUAUAUAGAUAGAAAUAUAUAUUCAUAUCUCGUGUUCAGUCGUAGAUCUGCUGAUAGAGGAGAGGAGGAGGAUGAGUGAACGCGUCGCCUUCAUCACGCGCGUCUGCAGCUUCAGCGCCUGCCACAGACUACACAGUAAAUGUUUGAGUGAUGAGGAGAAUAAGAGAACGUUUGGGAAAUGCAACAAUCCUAAUGGUCAUGGCCAUAACUAUACAGGCUAGGAGGCCGUCAUGAAGCCUCUUGACCAUAAAAACCUGGACCUGGAUGUGCCGUAUUUUGCAGAUGUUGUCAGCACCACAGAGAACCUGUCAGUGUUCAUCUGGGACGGCCUGCAGAAGCUGCUGCCUCACGACAGCCUGUACGAGAUCAAAGUCUACGAGACGGCCAAAAACAUCGUGAUCUACAGAGGAGAAUAGACUCAAUUUUGUGUGUGUGUGUGUGUGUGUGUUUGCAGAAAGUGUAUUAAAGUGAGAGCGGCACCUGCUGCGCCGACACCUGCACAACAACAGCAGAUUAAUGCAGGACAAGAAGCUCACACUGAUCCUAUUACACACACCUCUAUACACACACACACACACACACACACACUGAUGAACAGACACACACAGUCAUGCAUACAACAAUUACACUGAUGAACACAUCACACACACACACACACAUACACAUAUAAAUAUAUGCACACAAUACACACUAAUAAACAUCAAACACACAUACACACUGAUACACACUGAUACACACACACACACUCUCUCUCAGACUGAUGAACAAACUGUCACAAAAACAAAUUACAAACAUUGAUGAACACAUCACACACGCGCACACACUGAUGAACACACAUCACACACAUGCAUAUAAACACACAAACUGAUAAACACACUGUCUCACAUACAGGAUACACACACACUGAUGAACACACA